AUCAGUUUUGUUUUCAUCCCGUGCUGUGGUGGCGUCUGUUUUGCUGAUCCGGCCGAAAAUUCGGAAUUGUUUUCAAUAGUUUUCCCACUAAAUUGGACGAAUUGUAUGUGAGCUGUUCGUUCCGACCAUGGCCCAAAGCAAGACGGACCUGUUGGCCGUUCUGGCUGUGCUGAAAAAGUACAAUUUGAAGGGGACGGAAGAUUUGCUGAAGAAGGAGGCCAGUUUGUCGGACAUUCCGGAGAAUGCUGCCGGUGAAGCGGAUGUGAACAGUGUGCUGGCGGCGUACAAGAGUGAGGGUGAUCCGGAUAUUUACGAGAAUUCUUACAUGGAUUUGCGGAGGUUUGUGGAGGAAUCGUUGGACAUUUACCGGCACGAGUUGGGGUUGAUUUUGUAUCCGGUGGUGGUGCACAUGUACAUCGAGUUGGUUUACAACGGGCACGAGGAGCAGGCGAAGAAGUUUAUCAGCAAGUUUGGUCCGGAGCAGGAGUAUUACUACCAGGACGAGCUGGCCAAGCUGGCGAUGAUAACGAAGAAGGACCAGAUGAGUGGGAAUGACCUGACGGAUACGUUCAAGUCGAACUCGUUUACGAUUCGGAUCUCGCGUGACACACUUUCGCUGCUGAAGCGGCAUCUGCACGAGAAGAAGGCGUCGGUGAUUUUGAACAUCGUCAACGAGCAUCUUUACUUUGAUCUGUAUGAGGGAGUUGCGCGGAACAAGGCUCAAUGUGAUGCGACGACGGGGGCCAUGGUGGGGGAGGCGCGGCGCACGGAAAAUAAAGUUAAGGUUUAUUAUGGGUUGCUGAAGGAGCCGGACGUGCAAACGCUGGUGCAAGCUCCACCGGAGGAGGACGACGACAUGGAUCCGGACGCGCCGGAUAAGCCGAAGAAGAAGAAGCCGAAAAAAGAUCCGCUGUUUUCGAAAAAGUCCAAAACCGACCCAAACGCACCGCCUUUGGAUCGGAUUCCACUACCGAAGUUGAAGGACGUGGACAAGAUGGAAAAGAUCAAAGCACUUCGGGAGUCCUCGAAGCGGGUCAACCUGGGACCGGACUGUCUUCCUUCUGUUUGUAUGUACACGCUGCUUAACGCGAACUACACCGUCACUUGCGCCGAUAUCUGCGAGGACUCGAGCCUGAUUGCGAUCGGCUUUUCGGAUUCCUCAAUCAAAGUUUGGUCACUUUCGCCGGUGAAGCUGCGCGAGAUGAAGGGCGCUGACCUGCUGAAGGAAAUUGACCGCGAUGCGGACGACGUGCUGAUCCGGAUGUUGGACGAUCGCAAGGCGGAGACCAGCCGGGUGCUGCACGGCCACAGCGGCCCGGUGUACAGGACGGCGUUCGCCCCCGAUCGGACCAUGAUGCUGUCCUGCUCGGAGGAUUGCACCAUUCGACUGUGGUCGCUGCACACGUGGACCUGCGUGGUCGUCUACAAGGGUCACCAGUUCCCGGUUUGGGACGUUCGUUUCUCUCCCCACGGACACUACUUCCUAAGCUGUUCGCACGACAAAUCGGCCCGUCUCUGGUCCACCGAUUCCCACCAGCCGUUGCGCAUCUUCGCCGGCCACCUCUCAGACGUGGACGUUUGCAUUUUCCACCCCAACUCGAACUACGUCGCGACCGGCUCGAGCGAUCGUACCGUGCGCCUGUGGGACGUCCCCACCGGGAAUCACCUCCGUCUAAUGACCGGCCACAAGGCCCCCAUCCAUUCACUUGCAUUCUCCAUCUGCGGACGCUACCUGGCCACCGGUUCGGCCGACUGUCGCGUACUCAUCUGGGACCUGGCCCACGGCCAUCUGCUCGCAGCCCUCACCGGCCACUCCGCGUCGGUUCACGCGCUCUGCUUCAGCCGCGAUGGAACCGUCCUCGCCACCGGAGGCCUCGACUGCUGCCUCAAGCUGUGGGACUUUAGCAAGCUGUGCGAGGACAUCAGCGGGGAGAACGUGAACGUGUCGCACAAUCCGGACGUGCGCGACGGCGAGCCGUACCUGAUGCGGUCGUUCCCCACUAAGCAAACGCCGUUCCUAACGUUGCACUUUACGCGGCGUAAUUUGCUGCUCGGCGUCGGGAUGUUCGAGGGUUCGGCGACUUGAGGUGAGUGAGGGGGAACAUAUUUCAAAACGUAAAUGAUUUAUGAAAUUUUAGAUACGCAUAAGCACUAUAUUUCCGGUAUUUUAUCGGUUGAAUAAAAGUAUUCCACCGCA
Molecule: messenger RNA, 2197 nt
Organism: Culex quinquefasciatus (southern house mosquito)
Lineage: Eukaryota; Metazoa; Arthropoda; Insecta; Diptera; Culicidae
Gene: Taf5
Product: transcription initiation factor TFIID subunit 5
Exons: 2
Coding region: 128-2086 (652 amino acids)
Biological process (GO): transcription initiation at RNA polymerase II promoter
Cellular component (GO): transcription factor TFIID complex
Molecular function (GO): RNA polymerase II general transcription initiation factor activity; protein binding
Source: RefSeq, a predicted model, not a curated record